AUGAAAUUAGUAUUUGGCGAAAUUUCCUUUAUUUUAUUGUACGUACUAAGCAAAUUCGCCAUACAUGGAGAACCGUUAGAAAGGAAUCAUCGAUUCGUUAACUGGAGAGGCCUAAGACCCAAGUGCCGCUGGAAUCCACCGCAAGAAACCCAAUGCGAAAACAUCAAACCCGUGGCUCUUAUAAUAAAAGAAUUCCUGCACAUCGAAUACUACAGUUUGCUCUGCACCGGCGUCAACAUCGGAAACAACACCGUCGCCGUGCCAACGGAGUGCUUCGAAUGGGACGGCAAGGCCGUGGACGAGCACUUCAUCACCAGCGGCUCCCAGUCGUGGUGCAACGGCCCCGUCAAGCACCGGAUCCUCGAUUCCAAGCAGGUGCUGCAGCAGGGCGUCGGCAUGAGCUUCCUGCACGUGGAUCCCCCGAUGCCGCCGCCUUGCGAGCCCUUCCGGACCGACUCCUCCGGCUCGCCCACCUCCAUGAUAGGCUUCAACGUGACCGACAGGGACGGAUACAACAUGUUGUCGAACGUCGAUUGCGAGAGCGAUGUACCAACCGGCGCCCUUUACAACCCGGACGGGUCCUUCUACGGCUUCCAGCACCCCAGGUGCAGCUUCAGCAACGAGCACAAGCCGAUAAAGUACGAGGGGUUUCACAAGGAGUACAACCGCCCGCCCGUGGAGGUCAAGAACGUGCAGAAGGACCCGGAGGAAUUGCUGAAGGAGCUGAAUUUGAACUUCGAAUUGCCGAAUAAUAACGAUAACAGCCCGAAUAUUGACGAGGAUGUUUUGGUGAAAUUGGAUAACUGCGCCAGGAGCGUCGUUCGCAACGAAGUGCGUUUGGACGACGUGGUGAGACAAAACACCAGAUUGGUCGAGAAGUCGAUUCAAUUGGAGCAAAGAGUCUCGACCCUGGAGAAUCUUGUCAAGGCUCUAACGAAUUCGAACGACGACGGGAACGGUCAAUUAAAAAACGACAUUGUCGAAGAACUGGUUGAAUUGAAAAAAGCCAACCAGAAUUGCGAUAAUAAAAUCGAAAGCGUCAGCUCCGAGUGCAAGAAUAUACUGAAAGUAAUGCAGGAGGAGCUCCAACGAUACGAUGAUAAAUCCAGCCAAACGAAGAGUCUGGUCGAUGACAUGCAAGACAAGCAAAGCAAAGCUAAUAACAACGUGAGGCAGAUUCAAAAGGAUAUCAGCCAGCUUAAAACAGAUAUAGAAAAAUGCAAAGCUAACAACCUCAACACUACAAUACCAACAGUAGAAUACACCACUGUACCAACUAUAGGAGAAUACACUUCUAGUACUGACACUUCUAGUACUGAAUUGAGCAUCAGGAAUAAUUACAAUUCGUACACGGGAGAAAAACUAGCAGCGGAAAUCGAUUACAUCCACACUAAAUUAGAAGAUCUGAACGAGAUGAUAGUGGUGAAUAAAUUAAACGUAGACGGUACUAAGACUAAAACGCAAGAUUUAGAAGCUCAGCUAAAGGAAAUUCAGAAAAAUUUGCAAACAAGCGGACCGCAACUUGCAGAUGAUGAUAGAAUAGAGGAUAUUAUUUCUGACAACAAACAACUACAGAAUCAAAUCGACAACAUUCACAACAAAUUAAAAGAUAUUAAUGACUACAUUGGAAACAAAACGAUUCAAUCUAAGGAGGUUCCAGAAAUCUCCUUGGACGAUUUGAAAAUCAUCGAAAACAAACUAGAAAUGACCGAAAAAGAAAUCAAAAAGGAAAUCGAACAGAACAAAAAUAACACUGAUCUUAAAAUAGAUCAUUUAGGAUCAACAAUAAAAGAUAUAGAGAAUAGUUUAAGUGAUAACAACCCCAAUGAGUCUUUCCAAUCUAAUAUUCAAGCAAUUGUCGAUGGACUACAAAAAGAUGUUACCAAAAAUACCAAGCAAAUAGAAGAGCUCAAAACUUUUUACGAACCAGAGAAAAUUAAUGACAUCUUCAGUAACAUGUCGAAUUUUAAGGAAAAAAUUGAGAAAGAUUUGGCGCUUAAAAUUGCAAAUAUAUCACAAAGAAAUCAAAAAGUAUUUGAAGACGUUGAACAAUCUAUUAAUAAUAUAAAUUCUGAUCUCAAAGAACUUAAAGAUGUUGUGGAUAGUAUGAAAAAUAGGAGCACUGAUACCAGCAUUCAUGAAAUUUUGACGCAAUUAAAUAAUGAAACAAAUAUAAACAAUGCAUCUGAAUACGAUGUAUUAUUUGAUCAAAUUUACCAAAAUAUCGAGCAAAUCAAAAAAGAUCUGCUAACUACAACGAUUAAAUUGGCAGAAAGAAACGACAAUCAGAUAGAAAAAAUUCAAAAGAAGAUAACUCACAUGGAACUUGAACUAAAGAACAGUACCACUGACAUGGAGAAUAUCCAGAACAAAAUUGAACAAAAUAUUUUCAAUAUACAGAAAAAUACCGAAGAUAUAAAAAAUAUAUAUGGUAAACAAAAGGAAAUCAUUAAUGACACCAACGAAAUAUCAAACACCACGCUAAACAUGUCUAACAAUAAGGACCAAUUUGAAGAUAUCUAUAAUAUAAUUAACGAAAUUCAAAAGGUAAUUAAUCGAACUAAUAACGAUGAUGUUUUAAAAGAUAUUCAACAACAGGUUCAAGAUAUUGAACAUGAAAUUGACAAUCAACAGUCCAGCUUAGAAAAUAUUUUAACCAUCAUAGAAAAUUUGGAUCAUCAAAAUAAUAUUACCAAAAAUGAGGUAAAUGAGAUAUUAAGUAAAUAUCCAGCAAAAAUACAUAAUGCAUCUAAUUAUGAUGAUAUUUAUCAUGCAAUCGAUGAAAUUCAAGAAAACUUAGAGACAAAAAUAGGUAACAUAUCCCAGCAAAACGAAGGAAUCCAAGCAUCUUUGAGAGAUCUUCAAUUUGAAUUGAGCAAUAAAAUAGAUACAAUACAAAAAGAAAUAGAUAAUAACACAUUUAAUAUAAAAGAAAUUUCAAAAUCUCUACAAAAUUUACAUUCAGAAUACAAUGGAACCGAAACCACCGAAGAAGAAAUACCUGAAUUUCUUGAAGAAAUCAAAAAAUCUAUCAUGAAUUCUGAGGCUGCAAUGAAAAACUGCACUAACGAAAUUAAUAAAUUAGCGCAAGAUAAUAAUAAGCUCAAUGAUGAAAUGCAAAACAUUCUAAAAGAGCUACAGAACAAACAAGUUGAAAAUAAUUUCGUUGAAACCAUUAAUAAUUUAACCAAACAAAUCGAAACCUGCACAAAUGUAUCUCAAACAAAUCAUAACGCUAUUGAAGAUAUCAAAAAAUCUGUAAACAACCGAGAAUUUAAAAAUGAAAACAACACUACACAAAAUUUAGAAAAUAUUAUUAACGAUAUACAAAAUUUAUACUCACAAAAUAAUAAAAGCAAAAUGACUAUAGAGGAUAUCGACACAAAUGUAAACGAAAUUAUUCAAGCAAUAAAUACAUUGGAAUCCAAACUCACACAUCUAUCAGACAGUAAUAAUGACACCUUAGACGAUAUCAAAAAAUCCAUAACUAAUACAGAAACUACUAUAAAUAAUUUACAGAAUGAAAUGGAUGAGAACACAAGAGAUAUUUUCAAUGAUAUACGAAAUUUAUACUCGCAAAAUAAUGAAACUAAAACUACAUUAGAUAAAAUCAAACUCAAUUUAUCUAAUGGAACUGAUGAAAAUUGUAAUAAUGAGGAUAUAAACCGAGUUUAUCAAGCAAUUGACGAAGCCAAAAACGAACUAGAAUAUAAAAUAGCCAACCAAUCAGAAAAAAAUAAAGCCGAAAUAGAUAAAAUCAAAGAAGAAAUUGAAGAUUUACAACUUCAAUUUGGUAACACAACUGCAAAUGAUAAUGCAUUUGAAGAAGUCUUAAACACAAUAAAUUAUUUAAAAGCUGAUCUUGAUGAAACUAAAAAUAAUCUUACAGAAUUGUGCAGUAAAGAAGAUCUAAAUAAAGCAAUAGAGGACGCUAAUAACAUACCUGCAAUCGAAGAAAUUGUAAAAACCGUUAAAGCAGAAAUUGAAAACUUUUCCAGUAAUAUAACGAAUAUGCAAAGCAAAAUCGAUGAUAACAAAAACAGAAUUAAUUAUAUUAAAAACGAAUUGCAAAAAAAUGUAGGAAAUAUAACUGAAGAAAUCGAAGGAAUGAAGAACUUAAUAAAUAAUCUGGAAGCCGAUAUAAAUGAAACUAAAAAUAAUCUAACUGAAAUGGGCAGCAAAGAAGAUCUAAACAAAGCAAUAGAGAACGCUAAAAACAUAUCUGCAAUUGAAGAAAUUAUAAAAAUAGUUGAAGCGGAAAUGGAAAACUUUUCCAGUAACAUAACGAACAUGCAAAGCGAAAUCGUUGAUAACAAAAACCAAAUUAAAUAUAUUAAAAAUGAAUUGCAAAAAAAUGUAGGUAAUAUAACUGAAGAAAUCGAAGGAAUGAAGAAAACAAUAAAUAAUGUACAAGCCGAUAUUGAAGAAACUAAAAAUAAUUUAACAGAAAUGUGCAGCAAAGAAGAUCUAAAUGAUAUUCAACAAGCUAUAGAGGAACAAAUGAAACAAUCUGAAUUUGAAGAAUUUAUAAAAACUGUUGAAGCAAAAAUAGAAAAUGCUACCAGCAACAUCACAAACAUGCAAAACAAAUUAGAUAAAACUGAAAUAAAUAUAAAAGAAAUUCUAAGCGAUAUUAAUAAUUUAUAUUUACAAAACAAUCAAUCUAAAACUGAAAUCGAUAUAACCAAAGACAAAAUUGACGAUCUACUGUAUAAAAUAAGUAACAUCUCUGAAGCAAAUAAUGAUGUUCUUGAAGAAGUUAUGAAUACAAUAAAUAAUGUACAAGCUGAUAUUGAAGAAACUAAACAUAAUCUAACAGAAAUGUGCAGAAAAGAAGAUUUGAAUGAAGUUUACCAAACAAUAGAAAACUCUAAAAACAUAUCUGCAAUUGAAGAAAUUGUAAAAACGGUGGAGGAGAAAUUAGAAAACUAUACUGAUAAUGUAACGAAUUUGCAAAACAAAAUCGAUGAAAAAAUUGACCGUGCAAUAUACGAAUUAGAAUACAAAAUAAGUAAUAUAACAGAAGCAAAUAAGGAUGGAUUUGGGGAGCUAAAGAGCAUAAUCAACGAUGUAAAACAUGACAUUAAUGGAAUUAAAAUUAACUUAACGGAAAUGUGUAGCAAAGACGAUCUUAAUGAAGUUUAUGAAGCGUUAGAGGAUGCUAAAAAAGAUUAUUCAGAAGUUUUUGAGGAAAUAAUAAGGACUGUAGACGCGAAAAUCGAAAAUGUAACGAGUAAUAUUACAGAAGCACAGAACGAAAUAGUUGAGAAUAAACAGAAUAUAAAAGGAAUUAUAAACGAUAUAGAAAUUCUAUAUUCGCAUAAUAAUCAAUCUAAAACUGAAAUUGAUGAAACUAAAGAUAAAAUUAAGAAUUUACAACAUAAAAUAGAAAAUCUAACUGAAGCGAAUAUGAAUGAAUUCAAAGAAAUCAUGACUAGAAUGAAUAAUAUAGCGUCUGAUAUUGAUGAAACUAAAAAUAAUGUAACCGACAUUUGCAGAAAAGACGAUCUAAAAGAAGUUUAUGAAGCAUUAAAUGAUGUUAAAAACCAAUCUUCGGUGGAAUUUGAAGAAAUAAUAAAAGCCGUAAAAGCGAAAAUCGAAGAUCUAACUAGGAAUUUAACUGACGCACAAAAUGAAAUCGAUGAAAAUAAAAUAGAUACAAAAGAAAUUCAAAACGAUAUACAAAUUCUAAAUUCGCACAAUAAUCAAACUAAAUUUGAAAUUGAUGAAACUAAAGAUCAAAUUAAUGAUUUACAACAUAAGAUAGAAAACCUAACUGAAGCUAACAGUAAUAAAAUAAAGGAAAUCAUGAAAAGAAUGAAUAACAUAACGUCUGAUAUUAAUGAAACUAAAAAUAAUUUAACCGACAUUUGUAGUAAAAACGAUCUGAAAGAAGUUUAUAAAGCAUUAAAUGAUGCUAAAAAUCAAACUGCUUUGGAAAUUGAUGAAAUAAUAAAUACUGUAGAAGCGAAAAUCGAAGACCUAACUAGUAAUUUAACCGAUGCACAAAACGAAAUCGAUGAAAAUAAACAAGAUAUAAAAGAUAUUCAAAACGAAAUAGAAAUUUUACAUUCGUACAAUAAUCAAUCUAAAACUGAAAUUGAUGAAACCAAAGAUAAAAUUAUAAAUUUAAAACAUAAAAUAGAAAAUCUAACUGAAGAUAAUAGUAAUGAAAUUAAAAACAUCAUGAAAAGAAUGAAUAACAUAACGUCUGAUAUUGAUGAAACUAAAAAUAAUUUAACCGGCAUUUGUAGUAAAGACGAUCUGAAAGAAAUUUAUAAAGCAUUAAAGGAUGCUAAAAAUCAAUCUUCUUUGGAAUUUGAUGAAAUAAUAAAAACUGUAGAAGCAAAAAUCGAUGACCUAACGAUUAAUUUAACCGAUGCCCAAAACGAAAUCGAUGAAAAUAAACAAGAUAUAAAAGAUAUUCAAAACGAAAUAGAAAUUUUACAUUCGUACAAUAAUCAAUCUAAAACUGAAAAUGAUGAAACUAAAGAUAAAAUUAAGAAUUUAAAACAUAAAAUAGAAAAUCUAACUGAAGCGAAUAGGGAUGAAUUAAAAAAAAUCAUGACUAGAAUGAAUAACAUCACGACUGAUAUUGAGGAAACUAAAAAUAAUUUAACCGAAAUAUCCAGCAAAGAUGAUCUAAGUAAAGUUUAUCAAGCAUUAGAGGAUGCUAAAAAUCAAUCCUCAAAAGAAUUUGAAGAAAUAAUAAGAACUGUAAGAGCACAAAUCGAAAACCUAAAGAAUAACACAACAAAUGCACAAAAUGAAAUCGAUGAAAAUAAACUGAAUAUAAUAGAAAUUCUAAACGAUAUACAAAUUCUAUAUUCACAAAGUAAUCAAUCUAAAACUGAAGUUGAUCAAACUAAUAACAAAAUUGAUGAGCUACAAAAUAAACUAGGCAACCUAUCUGAAUCUAAUAGCCAUGAAAUUAAAGAAAUCAUGACCAGAAUGAAUAACAUAACGAAUGAUAUUGACGAAACUAAAAAUUAUUUAAACGAUAUGUGUAGCAAAGACGAUCUAAGUGAAGUUUAUGAAGCAUUAAUGAAUGCUAAAAACCAAUCUUUAUUAGAAUUUGAGGAAAUAAUAACAACCGUAGAAGCUAAAAUCGAUAACAUUACUAGUAACAUACCAAACAUGCAAAAUCAAAUAGAUGAUAACAAAGCCGAUAUAAUAUCAAUUAUUCUCGACAUACAGAAUCUUUACUCGCAAAACAACGAAACCAAAAUUGAUAUUGAUGAUAUUAAUAACAGAACAAGAAAAAUUGACGAUAUGAUCAAUAGAAACGAUUUACAUGAAGUCAAUCAAACAAUCAAUGAAAUAAAAAACGAACUGGAAACCAUAUCAGAAACAAAUAAUGAGGCACUAGAGCACAUUAUUAAACUUUUCAAUGAUAGCAGUAAACAUGAUCAAAGCAUUCGAGAUUUAUUCUCACGAAGUGUAGGUAUGGUUGAGGAUAUAAAAAAUUUAACAAAAAAAAUUGGUGAUGAUGGUGUAGUUUACCAAGCAAUUAACGAAAUUAAUCACGAAUUGGAGUCUAUUGUAGUAAAUAUGUCUAAGAUAAACGAAGACACAAUUGAAGAUAUUAAAAACUUGUAUUCAGCAAACAACAAUACUAGAACAGAAAUAGGUAAAAUCAUAAAUAAAUUGGAUCAAAAAAUUAACAAUGCCUCUGAAAUAAAUGAUUAUAAAUUUAACUACGUUCAUCAAAGACUUGAUAACAUUACGAACGACCUGGAAGAUAAAACAGCUAAUCUAACUCAACAAAGCAAAGCGUUAGAAGAAAUUAUAAACUCCAUAGAAGAUGAAUACAAAUCGAAUAUACAAGAUAUUUUGAAAGAAUUACAGAAUUUCCACGAUCAAAAUAACCAAACAAAAUCCGAAUUCUACGAAGAUCUAGCCAGAAAAAUCAACGAUUCAUCCAAAGAUUUACUCCAAGAACUCUAUAGCACAAUGGAGGAAGAAAAAGUUAUAUUUUUUACCGAAUUGAACAAAACCAGAGACGACUACGACAACAUUAUGUACAACAUAGAAGAUUUAUACUCGCUAUCGAAUCAAACUAAAACCGAAAUUUCCGAUGCUGUAGACGAUUUAAAAACAAGCAUAAGCAACGUUUCUUUAAGAUACAUCAACAUGCUAGAAGAAAUUAAAGAAGACGCUCAAAACACCAAGUUACAACUAGCCUAUUUAACAGACACCACCCAAAAUUACGCAACAAAUAUGAGCAAUUUGGAAGAAAGAUUCAACGAAGAUAUCGAAAACCUGGAUUCCAAAUUCGAAGAUCUCCAAAACCGAGCGAAACAACUCGACGAGGAAAUAGAAGAAAUCAACAAAAAAUUCUACGACUUGGAGAAAUACAGCCAAAACACCACUAACGUAACACAAGGCGUCCUAAGAACCAUAGACAUUCUGAAUUCAGUCAACAACGAAACCAGACAUUACAUAGAAAACACCAUCGAUUCCAUACGAUCGGAGUUAAACGUGCUGAGGCACCUCGUGCAAGAAAUCCACAACGACACCGAGCAGCGCUUCAAAGACCUCGAAUCCCUGGUAAGCAAAGGCACCACCGACCUCCAAUCCAAAAUCGAAGGGCUGGAAGGCGAGGUGGAAGCUUUGCAGUACAUGAACAGCCGGCUCAGCAAUCGCUUGGAGGACGAAACCCAGGCCUUGCAGGACGAUGUACUCAAAGUCCAGGACGACAACGAGGCCAUCAACUACCUCACCGAGCGGCUGAGCAAAGGCAUCGACGAGCUGGAGCAGACGGUGGACGACUUCCAGAGCAGCGCCGAGAAGAAACUCGCCGCCUUAGAGCAGUACCACGAGACUAUGGAGUCCAAGUUUAAAGCGAACCACGAGCAGCUGACCAACAGGGUGGACGCGUUUAAAAACGACCAGGACCAGAUCAACGACGAGCUGUUCGACGAGAUCGCGGCGAACGUGCACGAUUUGAAAACGUACAAGACCGAAGUGAAGGAGAUCAUCGAUUUUUUGAUAGAUCCUAAUGUGAAAUUGGACGAAAAUAAUUACGUUAAUAAAAACAAACGUCACGAUUUACAGAGGAAAUGA
Molecule: messenger RNA, 9066 nt
Organism: Phyllotreta striolata
Lineage: Eukaryota; Metazoa; Arthropoda; Insecta; Coleoptera; Chrysomelidae
Source: the annotation of a GenBank genome assembly